This is a messenger RNA of Anarrhichthys ocellatus (wolf-eel), 1310 nucleotides long. RefSeq names its product regulator of microtubule dynamics 1 (gene rmdn1). Bases 96 to 1019 code for a protein of 307 amino acids. The record is from RefSeq and is a predicted model, not a curated record. Gene Ontology annotation, molecular function: microtubule binding. The transcript has 11 exons. Lineage: Eukaryota; Metazoa; Chordata; Actinopteri; Perciformes; Anarhichadidae. Gene Ontology annotation, cellular component: spindle microtubule; mitotic spindle pole; cytoplasm.
CGACUCCCCGGGGGUGCAUUCAGGAAAUACCGACCAGCCUCUAAGUUUGCGAUGGCUAUUCAUUUUUUUGAUCAUUGAGCGUCUGAGUUAACACAAUGGCUGGAAUUGUGCUGAGACGAUGUUGGAGCAGAACUUUGGUGGCAGCACCUUCUGCAAAAGGUGUCAGGAUCAGGGGGACAAACCGGAACUACUGGACAACUUUAAGAAGGACAACCGCUGCUCUGACUAGUGGAAGAGGCGCAUUCCUCCUGGGGCUCCCCACGCUAUCCUGUCUGGCUUUCGAAGCUUAUCACAGAGUGCAAAGUUCAGCCGUGGUCUACGCUUUAGAGAAAGAGGAGGUUUUGGAGCAGGCUGACUACCUGUACAGCUGUGCAGAGACGGAGAAGCUGUACCAGCUGCUGCUGCAGUACAAGGACAGUGAUGAUGCAGAGUUCCUGUGGAGGCUGGCGCGGGCGUCUCGUGACCUGUCCGUCCAGCCCAACAUGGAGGCCGAACGGAAGAAGCAGCUGACGUUCGAGGGUUUCGAAUAUGCAAAGAAGGCUCUGGAGAAGGAUGAGAAGUGUUUCGCAGCACACAAAUGGUACGCCGUGUGUCUCAGCGAUGUUGGGGAAUACGAGGGAGUCAAGGUGAAAAUUGGAAAUUCAUACAUCAUCAGGAAACAUCUAGAGAGAGCUGUUGAACUCAAUCCCAAAGAUGCCACUUCCUUCCAUAUUUUGGGUUUCUGGUGCUUUGCUUUUGCUGAGCUGCCUUGGUACCAACGCAAGGUGGCGGCUGUCAUUUUUUCUUCACCACCCAAGGCCACAUACGAGGAGGCUUUGGAAUUCUUCCUGAAAGCUGAAGAAGUUGAUCCGAACUUCUAUAGUAAAAAUCUGCUAAUGCUCGGGAAGACCUACAUGGGCAUGAAAGACAAAGAGAAGGCACUGCUCUUUCUAACCAAAGCAAAAGAAUACCCAGCCCACACACAGGAAGACAAAGAGGUCCAUAGAGAAGCAGUUGACCUCUUGAAGAAUCUCGGAUGAACCUCUAAUUACCGCAUGAUGCUUUUGGACACCGUUAAUAAUUACUAACAAAUGUUUAUCUUUUGAGCUGAUUCUGUAAUUAUUAAUACAGUAGAACUGCUUUGUGGUAAAAGUUGCAUAUUGUAAAUUACAUUUUAAGAACUUGUUAGUGUUUAAAUCAAGAAAUGUAACAACUUUCAUUCCCAAACCGUAUCUGUAUAUCAACUAUUUAAAUGUCAGCUCUAUUCAAGUAUAAGCUCUUACUGUGUUUUCUUUUUAAUAAUAAUAAAUUAAAUGUUGGCCACAUCUUAA